UCCUUUACCUGCUCCUAAGUUGCUGCACAUCUGGCGCUGUAGAGCUCUCAGGAUGGUAAAAUCGACACAAAUUGCCCGACUGGACGGUGUCCCUUUAGCAGCCACUGUCGACGACGAUCAAGCAGAAGCCGAACUGGCCGAAGUGAAACAGCAAUGCAAACUGAUUUUCAAAAGGCUAAACCAGCAUUCCGAGCCCAGAGCGAGUAUUGAAUCCGGGCCUUUUACCCUACACUACAUUAUCGAGAACCACGUAUGCUACUUGUGCGUUUGCGAUAAAUCAUACCCACGCAAACUUGCCUUUACGUAUCUCCAGGACAUCGCGGCUGAGUUCUACUCAUCGUACGGAAAUGAACUCAUGAAUCCGUCCUUGCGACCGUAUGCGUUUGUCCAGUUCGACACUUUUAUGCAGAGAACCAAGCGCACAUAUCAGGAUACGAGGGCUUCUGCGAACUUGGAUAAACUGAAUGAUGAUCUCAAGGAUGUUACGAGAGUUAUGACCAAGAACAUUGAGGACUUGUUGUACAGAGGGGAUUCGCUAGAGAGAAUGGGGGACAUGAGCUCGAGAUUGAGGGAUGAAAGCAAGAAAUAUAGAAAAGCUGCGGUCAGAAUCAACUGGGAACUUAUGUUGAAGCAAUACGGACCAAUAGGCGCUGUGGGCCUGGUGGUACUCUUUUUCAUUUGGUGGAGAUUUUUCUGAGCAGUAGUAAGCAUCUCGUAUUCCUCGAAUGGCCGAGAAUUUCCUUCACUGUGGGCAUGGUUGAGCUGAGGGCAGAAAAAACUGGAAAUUUGGAGUGUUGCGACUUCAGCUUGUUUUCUGUUAUGCCUUCGAUAUCUGGGUGUAUAAUAUUCAUUGUACGACAUGUAGA
Messenger RNA from Tuber melanosporum (Perigord truffle), 866 nucleotides. RefSeq lists its product as uncharacterized. Bases 53 to 697 code for a protein of 214 amino acids. The transcript has 4 exons. Gene Ontology annotation, biological process: endoplasmic reticulum to Golgi vesicle-mediated transport; vesicle fusion with Golgi apparatus; retrograde vesicle-mediated transport, Golgi to endoplasmic reticulum. Lineage: Eukaryota; Fungi; Ascomycota; Pezizomycetes; Pezizales; Tuberaceae. Gene Ontology annotation, cellular component: ER to Golgi transport vesicle membrane; endoplasmic reticulum membrane; Golgi membrane. The record is from RefSeq and is a predicted model, not a curated record. Gene Ontology annotation, molecular function: SNAP receptor activity.